UAACAAUAUAAAUAACUGAGCUCGCAUUUAUAUUUAUAAGUUAUUUUGUAAAUUAUCUAACAGUAUUAGGUAUUUAACAAAAAUUUGAAAAUGUUUCCCAACUUGCUUGGUGUUUUCAUGGGCUGCUCACUCGUAGCGUUUCAAAAUGAAAACAUUGUUCCCGAUUUACUGGAUACUCUCCCGCAACACUUUCUCAAGGUGACAUGGCCGAGCAAAGCAAGCGCCCAAUUAGGCAAUGAGCUAACAGUGGCUCAAACCAAGGACCAGCCCCUACUCGAGUGGCCCAUCUCACCCUCGAUGUACGGCUGGAUAUACACCCUGGUUAUGGUGGACAUCGACGCCCCCACCCACGAGGCGCCUACCAAUCGCAGUGAGAAGCACUGGGUUGUGGUGAACGCACCCGACUAUAACGCCAACAAUGGGUUCACAUUAACCACUUAUAAGCCCCCACCCCCCCCCCCCGGAGUCCCGGAUCUCUCUAUUAUGGGAAGUAAAUUCAAGUUGUGGACACAUCCUAUUCAUACAGCAAAUAAAAGGGUUGAGCGCCUAUGUCUGCGGUCUAACAAUAUAUGGGUCUUUGGCGGCGAACUCAGGGUCACAGGUGAAGGACAUAACCAAAGCAUACCGGGGCCCAGAGGUGACCCUUUCAAACAAGUGCUCGUUCUCUGCGCCCGCCGUAAACGACACGACUCUUCCGAACUUAGGCUCAAUUGUUUGGUUGGACUUCUCGUCCGUCAAUAUAAGGCGUCCGCCGGAGAAGUCCGCGCCAUAUGUCGACAAAUACAGCGAAGAAGUGAACUGAUCGAACCGGCAACUCUGUCCUCUACUUACAUUCGGGCACUCUUUCGAUGGCAACUAAUGUCGACGCAACGAACGGAAGAGGGCCUGAAAGAGCUGUUCACCGAAAAAGACUUAGAAAACUGUGACGAACAGAAUCCGCAAAACGAUUGCAAUUCAGUUCGGCAUCCCUUCGGCACAGCUCUACAUAUCGCGGUCGACAUACUUCGCGAGACUCACUCUCCAAAGAGACCCCGAACCCAAUUCGACAGGUAUUGGCGCCGACACGUCGACAAACACAACGUUAAGUUCGAUCGCAUCUCUUCUCUCCUCUAUUUGUCGACAUAUGGCGCGGACUUCUCCGGCGGACACUUUGUAUUCGCGGACGAGAUGUCGAACACAACUAUUGAGCCUAAGUUGGGAAGAGUCGUGGCGUACACCUCGGGCUCAGAGAACUGGCACUUCGUCGAGAGGGUCACCUCUGGGACUCGAUAUGCGCUGCUUAUGGGCUUCACGUGCGACCCUGAGUUCGCCGUCGAAGACCCCCAGACUGUUAGGCCGCAGACAUGCGCCCAACCAUUUUUUAGUCAUAAUCCUUAA
Messenger RNA from Oppiella nova, 1377 nucleotides. The record is from the annotation of a GenBank genome assembly. NCBI's taxonomy places the organism in Eukaryota, Metazoa, Arthropoda, Arachnida, Sarcoptiformes, Oppiidae.